GUUUUAUAUAGGACAAGUUCUAGUGAACGUGAGCUAUUCAUGAGGUGACCGCGUCUGAAAUUAUAGAAGUGAACUUUGAGAAAUUUCAAAAUUCAAAUUUCUUGUUCCAACAAGUGGAGAAAUUCAAUGAUAUUUUGCUAAUAAAUGUCAAUAUUGCAGUGAAUGAUGAUAAUAGUUCUGGGUUUUGAGUCUUGAUUUGAGGAAGAGUUGCCGCAACCAUCAUUUUGCUCUGAGAAUUGAUCAGGAUUGAAACAAAUAUAACUGUUGACUGCUGACUGACUCCACUAUUGGUGUUAAAUAGUGAAUCUGACUAUAUUCAAUUUCUAUCUCCAAAGAACAUCACUAUGGAAAAUCAGCAAAUUAAAUAGUGGAAGCGGAGUGAUUUUCACACAUAGUCGAGAGCCAACGAUCUUUUUGAAGACAGAAGCCUCUGCUACUUACCAUUCCACAAUUUAUCAAAAAUCGUCUAUGAAAAGCGAGUUUGUGAAGUGAAUCUCUCAAAUAACCCAGUAAAAAUACAGGCAGACAAGCAGUAAGGUGUUAGUUAUACAGUGUUUAUACUAUAUAAUAACUGUUGUGAAAAUUGUGAAAGUAAAAAUACCUAUAAACUUUACAACAUAAAACUUAUACACUAAUAGUAGAAGUUGUACACACUUCAAAUUAAUAUUGAUAGAAGUAAUUUCACAUUAUAGACAUACUCCAAUCAAUAUUGACAGACUUUAAGAAAUAAUAUCGUCUAAAAUAAUUCAAUCUACAAUCUAAAUAAUUGACAAGUCAAAAUAAAUUUAUGAGUAAUCCAAACUCUGAAUAAUUGAUAGCUCGAAUAAUAUUAGCAGCUCCAAAAUAUAAGGCCUGGACUUUAUCUUAAGUUCCAUUCACCCCUUUUGUUGAAAAUUUCAAAUAACUUGCAUAAAAACUGAAAGCCGAACGGAGUAGGGAAAACACCCACAGCACACAUUCAUAUUCUUUAAAUUAAUAUCAUUAUUCUAUUCAUUUAUCGACCAAAAUAAUAAAGUCAACAUGCCAUUGGCCAUUGGAGUAGAUCUAGGAACCACUUACUCAUGUGUGGGGGUUUGGCAGCAGGGCAAGGUGGAAAUAAUUGCAAAUGAUCAGGGAAAUCGAGUUACACCAUCCUAUGUGGCAUUCACAGAAACAGAACGUCUGAUAGGCGAUGCUGCCAAGAACCAAGUGGCAAUGAACCCUGAGAACACAGUCUUCGAUGCCAAACGACUGAUUGGCAGACGCUACGAUGACCCUAAAAUUGCAGAAGACCUGAAACAUUGGCCAUUCAAAGUCAUCAGCGAAUCUGGGAAACCCAAGAUUCAAGUACAGUACAAAGGUGAGGAUAAGACGUUCACUCCUGAAGAGAUAUCAUCCAUGGUGUUGACCAAGAUGAAGGCAACGGCUGAAGCAUUCCUGGGGAGGAAGAUAUCUGAUGCUGUGAUCACUGUUCCUGCAUACUUCAAUGAUUCCCAGAGGCAAGCCACAAAAGAUGCAGGGGCCAUUGCUGGAUUGAAUGUCCUGAGAAUCAUCAAUGAGCCAACAGCUGCUGCACUCGCUUAUGGUUUGGACAAAAACCUGUCAGGUGAGAAGAAAGUACUGAUUUUUGAUCUUGGAGGAGGUACGUUUGAUGUGUCAAUUCUCACAAUUGAUGAGGGAUCUUUGUUCGAGGUGAAGGCAACUGCUGGUGAUACACAUCUUGGUGGAGAGGAUUUCGAUAAUCGGUUGGUUGACCAUUUUAGUAAUGAGGUCAAGAAGAAGUAUGGCAAAGAUUUGAGGAAGAAUGCAAGGGCCUUGAGACGUUUGAGAACUGCAGCAGAGAGAGCCAAACGUACAUUGUCAUCCAGUACUGAGGCCACCCUGGAGAUUGAUGCAUUGAUAGAUGGGGUUGAUUAUCACACACGAAUUUCAAGGGCCAGGUUUGAGGAGUUGUGCAGUGAUUUGUUCAAGAAGACACUUGCACCUGUUGAGAAGGCUCUUCAAGAUGCAGAAAUGGGCAAAUCUGACAUUGAUGAUGUGGUUUUAGUUGGUGGUUCAACAAGGAUACCAAAAGUCCAGAGCCUUCUGCAGAAUUUCUUCAAUGGGAAAACUCUGAAUCUUUCAAUCAACCCUGAUGAAGCUGUUGCUUAUGGUGCUGCAGUUCAGGCAGCAAUACUUUCUGGUGAUAGAAGUUCCGAAAUUCAAGAUGUCCUCCUGGUAGAUGUCACUCCACUAUCAUUAGGUAUUGAGACAGCAGGAGGUGUUAUGUCAACCAUUAUAGAAAGGAACACACGCAUCCCAGGAAAAAAGUCACAAACCUUCACAACUUACUCUGACAACCAAUCAGCUGUCACCAUCCAGGUAUUUGAGGGUGAACGAGCCAUGACUGUUGAUAAUAAUUUGCUGGGAACUUUUGAUUUGACCGGGAUCCCUCCAGCACCCAGAGGAGUGCCCCACAUUGAUGUGACCUUUGACCUUGAUGCCAAUGGAAUUCUGAAUGUAUCAGCCAAGGAGAACAGCACUGGGAAAACUAGGAAUAUUGUCAUCAAGAAUGACAAAGGAAGACUCUCCAAGGAGGAGAUUGAUCGGAUGGUGCGAGAUGCUGAAAAAUACAAGGCAGAAGACGACAGACAACGCAAGCGGGUCGCGGCCAGGAACCGGCUGGAGAGCUACGCGUUGAGUGUGAAGCAGGCCUUAGCCGAGGCAGGCUCACGCCUCACGCCGGCUGACAUCUCGUUGGCGGGCAACAAGUGUGAAGCGGCCUUGGAGUGGCUCGAGAACAACCCGCAAGCCACAUGUGACGAGUGCGAUGUGCGCAUGUCCGAGCUGCAGCGAGUGUGCUCGCCGAUCAUGACCAAGCUCCAUCGAGGGCGAGGCGACUCGAACGAGGGCCCCACUAUUGAGGAGGCUGAUUAGAUUUGUGGACGAAAAAUGUGGAAUUAAAUUUAUGUUGGACCGAUUAGGAGUAUUUUUCACAGUGUUAGAUUGGAUUUGUGAACAGAAAAUAUGGAGAUAUUUUAUGUUGGACAGAUUAGGAGCAUUUUAUGCAGUGUUAUUUUUAGCAAAGACAAAAAAGCUUUCGACCCAAAGGAGAGAACAUACAGGGUUCCUUCUUCUGUGCUUUCAAUUUCAACUCUAUAACUGUGUUGCUAGUAGGCUUGCUGAAAGCUAGCUGAAGCAAAAGCUGUUCAUUGAUUCUGACAUCCGUCUUUUACUACAUCAAUAGAGUAUCUAAUGAAUGCUACUGUUGUCUAUUGAAAGCCUUUGGUCAGUUGCACUUAUGUAUUUUGUAGUUGGAUUAUAAAAUUAUUAACAUUGUGGUUUUAUAUUUUUAUUGUUUAGAUGUUAUAAUUUCAAUACAGUUAAAUUUGAUAAAUGUUCACACAACUGGGAGCAUAUAAUGUCUAAUCAGUCAACUUUCAAAUCGCCUUGACAGGUAAACUGACAAUAUUAUGCACUACUAUAGUGAGAUCCCUGUUAUACAGUAAUGAUAGUAUUCGAUUAACAUUGGUGUUGCUAUUCUUGUCU
Molecule: messenger RNA, 3507 nt
Organism: Nilaparvata lugens (brown planthopper)
Lineage: Eukaryota; Metazoa; Arthropoda; Insecta; Hemiptera; Delphacidae
Product: heat shock protein 68
Exons: 3
Coding region: 1021-2895 (624 amino acids)
Biological process (GO): protein refolding; cellular response to unfolded protein
Cellular component (GO): cytoplasm
Molecular function (GO): ATP-dependent protein folding chaperone; ATP binding; ATP hydrolysis activity
Source: RefSeq, a predicted model, not a curated record